AUGGGUCAGCAUGCAGAGAGUAAGUAUCAGCGCAGUCAUCAGCAGGGCAUCUACAUCAAACCCCCUCCUCCCAAGAGCCAGAGAACAUCCAAGAAGAGGGAAAGAAAAGAUUUGGCCACAAAGGAUGUCUGUGGCAGAACUGCCCAUCUGGAGCUGAUGGAAGUUAGGAAUGUCACUGAGUUUGUGCUCCUGGGACUGACCAGCAACCCUCGGACCCGGGUGCUGCUGUUUGCACUGUUCUUGGUGAUUUACCUCUUGACCCUCUCGGGGAACCUGCUGAUGCUGCUGGUGAUCGGCUCUGAUUCCCACCUUCAUACCCCCAUGUACUUCUUCCUGAGACACCUCUCCUUUAUAGAUGCUUUCUAUUCCUCAGUCAUUGUGCCCAAGUUGCUGAGGAACCUGAUUUCUGAGUGGAAGACUAUAUCGUCCCUGGGGUGUUUCACUCAGAUCGCCCUGGUCUUAUUUUCUGGGGCCACCGAAGCCUGCCUCCUUUCUGCCAUGGCCUAUGACCGGUUCCAGGCUGUGUGUCACCCACUGUUGUAUGUGGUCACUAUGAAUGGAAAGGUGUGUUCUGGGCUGGCAGUUAUAUCCUGGGCCACAGGAAUCAGUGUCAGCCUGAUUAACACCCUCCUGCUAGCUCAAGAGCACUUCUGUGGCCCGAACCUCAUCCACAGCUUUGCCUGUGAGAUUCCUCCCAUGCUCUCGCUGGUCUGUUCUGACCCCCACACUACCGUCACCUCCAUCCUUACAACCAUGGUGAUCUUAGGUCUUGGUACUCUUGUCCUACUGCUGGGUUCCUACAGCCGGAUCAUCAUGACAGCCCUGGGCAUCAGCUCCGCCACAGGUCGCAGCAAGAUCUUCUCCACAUGCUCUUCACAUUUCCUCGUGGUUACCAUCUUUUACGGUUCGGGAGUAUCCAGGUACAUGACUCCAGCGUCUGGUUCAGCCCUGGAGCAAGUGCUGUCUUUACAGUACAGUGUGGUGACCCCGCUGCUAAACCCCCUUAUCUACAGCCUGAAAAACAAAGACGUAACGGCAGCUCUGAGGAGGAUGCUGACCAGGAGGUCCAGGCUGCCCUUGUAG
Onychomys torridus (southern grasshopper mouse) is the source of this 1083-nucleotide messenger RNA. Its product is annotated as olfactory receptor 10A4-like. Bases 1 to 1083 code for a protein of 360 amino acids. Gene Ontology annotation, biological process: G protein-coupled receptor signaling pathway. Lineage: Eukaryota; Metazoa; Chordata; Mammalia; Rodentia; Cricetidae. Gene Ontology annotation, molecular function: olfactory receptor activity; G protein-coupled receptor activity. The record is from RefSeq and is a predicted model, not a curated record. The transcript is spliced from 4 exons. Gene Ontology annotation, cellular component: membrane.